GCUAGCCGUGUGUGUGUGGCCUGCGAGCAGGGUGCCUGCUGGGGCCAGGGCUUCCUGGCCAUGCUCUGGGCUCUCUGGCCAAGGUGGCUGGCAAGCAAGGGACUGCCUCUCCUAGGGGCAGUGCUGUUGGGGAAGAGAGAGAAGAGGGGCCCUCGGUGGAGGCACUGGCAGUGGGAAACUCACCCAUACUAUGACCUCCAGGUGAAGGUGCUGAGGGCCAGAAAUAUCCAGCACACAGACCUGUUGUCCAAAGCUGACUGCUAUGUGCAACUGUGGCUGCCCACGGCAUCCCCCAGCCCUGCCCAGACAAAAACAGUGGCCAACUGCAGUGACCCUGAGUGGAACGAGACCUUCCACUACCAGAUCCAUGGCGCCCUGAAGAACGUCCUGGAGCUCACCCUCUAUGAUGAGGAUGUCCUGGGGAGCGACCAGCUCUCCCUGCUCCUGUUUGACCUGGGGAGCCUCAAGUGUGGCCAGCCCCACAGACACACCUUCGCACUUGACCACCAGAAUCUGCAAGAGCUGCAGGUGGAGUUUGUUCUGGAGCAGAGCCAGGUGCCUGCCUCCGACAUCAUCACCAAUGGGGUCCUGGUGGCUCACCCCUGUCUAAGAAUCCAGGGCACCCUCUGUGGAGAUGGGACAGCCCCACGUCGAGAGUAUGGCUCUAGGCAGCUCCAGCUGGCAGUGCCCGGGGCCUAUGAGAAGCUGCAGCUGUUGCCCCUGCAGCCUCCCGAAGAACCAGGCCUCCCACCAACUUUUACCUUCCAUGUGAACCCGGUGCUGAGUUCUAGGCUGGAUGUGGAGCUGGUGGAGGAGCUCAGGGUUCUGCAGAGUGGCCCGAACACAGAGCUGGAGGCUCAGACCAGCAGGCUGGGUGAGGGUAGCAUCCUGCUCUCCUCUCUGCCCAUAGGCCAGGAGGACCAGUGCUUUGUGGCCCUAGGGGAGGGCAAGGAGGUGGCUCUGAGUGUGAAGGUAGAAAAGAGCUCUGGGGACCUGGACGUGCGCCUUGGCUUUGACCUCAGUGACGGAGAGCGGGAGUUUCUGGAUAAAAGGAAGCAGAUUGUGUCGAAGGCUCUGCAACAGGUGCUGGAAUUAAGCAAAGCUCUGGACAAUGACCAGGUGCCUGUAGUAGCUGUGUUGGGUUCCGGGGGUGGAACUCGAGCCAUGUCUUCCCUGUAUGGCAGCCUGGCAGGACUGCAGGAGCUUGGCCUUCUGGACACUGUGACCUACCUGAGCGGGGUCUCUGGGUCCACCUGGUGUAUCUCCACGCUGUACAAGGACCCAGCCUGGUCCCAGGUGGCCUUGCAGGGCCCCAUUGAGUAUGCUCAGGCUCGGGUCUGCAGCAGUAAGCUGGGGGCAAUGUCCACAGAGCAGCUACAACACUACACUCAGCACCUGGGGGUCCGGGAACCCAGCAACCACGGUGUGUCCCUCAUUGACUUCUGGGGCCUCCUCCUCGAGUAUUUCCUGUAUCAGGAGGAAAACCCUGCGAAGCUGUCUGACCAGCAGGAGGCUGUCAGCCAGGGUCAGAACCCGUAUCCCAUCUAUGCCUGCGUCAACGUCCGCACCAACAUAAGUGCAGAAGAUUUUGCAGAGUGGUGCGAGUUCACCCCCUACGAGGUCGGCUUUCCCAAGUACGGGGCUUACAUUCCCACCGAGCUCUUCGGCUCAGAGUUCUUCAUGGGACGACUACUGCAACUGCGGCCUGAGCCCCGGAUUUGCUAUCUGCAGGGAAUGUGGGGCAGCGCCUUCGCAGCCAGCCUGGAUGAGAUCUUCCUGAAGACCUCAGGCUCAGGCCUGGGCUUCCUGGAGUGGCACAGGGGCAGUGUCAACAUUGCAGAUGACUGCCAGAAGCUCCAGCUGCAUGACCCUGCACGGCUGCGGACGAGGCUCUUCACCCCACAAGGCCCCUUCUCCCAGGCUGUGCUGGACAUAUUCACCUCCCGCUUCACUUCUGCCCAGAACUCGAACUUCACUCGAGGCCUCUGCCUGCACAAGGACUAUGUGGCUGGCAGGAAGUUUGUGGCCUGGAAAGACACACACCCGGAUGCCUUCCCCAACCAGCUCACCCCCAUGCGGGACUGCCUAUACCUGGUGGAUGGAGGCUUUGCCAUCAACUCUCCGUUCCCACUGGCUCUGCUGCCCCAGAGAGCAGUGGACCUCAUUCUGUCCUUUGACUACUCCUUGACAGCCCCUUUUGAGGUCUUACAGAUGACUGAGAAGUACUGCCUGGACCGAGGAAUCCCCUUCCCUAGUAUAGAGGUGGGCCCUGAGGACUUGGAGGAACCCCGGGAGUGCUAUCUGUUCGCCAAUCCUGAUGACCCCUGCUCACCUAUCGUGCUGCACUUCCCUCUUGUCAACCGUACCUUCCGAACACACCUGGCGCCAGGUGUGGAACGGCAAACAGCUGAGGAGAAGGCCUUUGGAGACUUUGUCAUCAAUGGGCCAGACACCCCCUAUGGCAUGAGGAACUUCACCUAUGAACCCCAGGACUUUGAUCGGCUGGUGGCCCUGAGUCGAUAUAAUGUUCUGAACAAUGUGGAGACUGUGAAGAGUGCCCUCCGGCUAGCUCUGGAUCGGGUAGGAGACAAGGCUGGGGGCUAA
Otolemur garnettii (small-eared galago) is the source of this 2604-nucleotide messenger RNA. RefSeq names its product phospholipase A2 group IVF (gene PLA2G4F). Gene Ontology annotation, cellular component: cytosol. NCBI's taxonomy places the organism in Eukaryota, Metazoa, Chordata, Mammalia, Primates, Galagidae. Gene Ontology annotation, molecular function: calcium ion binding; calcium-dependent phospholipid binding. The record is from RefSeq and is a predicted model, not a curated record. Bases 61 to 2604 code for a protein of 847 amino acids. The transcript has 20 exons. Gene Ontology annotation, biological process: glycerophospholipid catabolic process.